Messenger RNA from Dermacentor silvarum, 879 nucleotides. RefSeq lists its product as uncharacterized. The transcript has 4 exons. Bases 361 to 864 code for a protein of 167 amino acids. NCBI's taxonomy places the organism in Eukaryota, Metazoa, Arthropoda, Arachnida, Ixodida, Ixodidae. The record is from RefSeq and is a predicted model, not a curated record.
GCGCAGAGUAACAGCCUUGCGUGGCAUAAGGACAUCGCUUGCUUCUCCUGUUAUCCGUGACAUCAGCAGCUCAGGGCUAGUGGCUUCGGAUGCGUCCGAUGAAGCGUCAUAGGAAAGCCGGAACUCAAGCAGCGGCGCACGCAUCUUGAACCACGGAGACGGAACAACAGCUGGGGUUGACGUCGGAGCAUUCGCUUGAGUACACGAGAAGGUUUUGCGAAGUCAGCCUUCGUCAGUCACCAGUCCGCCCCACAUCGGAGAACCUCAAAAGCCACAGCGUUCUGCCAAGGCAAAAUUUUAUAAAACCUGAGCCACUUGCAGCCGACAUUGAAGAGCACCUGGACGCAGCACUCUUCUACCAUGAAGGCUAGAAUCCAGGAUGGAAUAGUCUAUUCACCUUAUCCAAGCGCUGACGUUCCCCGAUGCUCCUUCUUCGAGGCUGCAGAGAAGGCGCUUCUUCUCAAUCCCGACAAGACGGCACUGGUUGACGAAUCGCAGAGCCUGACCCGUCGAGAAUUCUUGAUGAGGCUGCGCCAGUACUGCGCUGGUUUUCAAAAGCACGGCGUCCGACCGGGUGACCGAGUCUGCGUUCACGUAGGAAACAGCGUGGAAAGCUUCGUCGCCAUGUGGGGCUGCGUUGCCGCUGGGGCAAGUGUUGUCCUCGCGAAGCCUUCGCUUACGGAACGUGAACUGCGCUACCAGAUAACAGACAGCGACAGCACACACAUCCUCGUGGAACCAGAACUCGCCGAAAAGGCUGCCAGGGCAGUUGGCGGCCUGAGUCUCAAAGUAAGCCGUAUUUUUCUCCGCUGCGUUGCUGCCUUGAUAUGCUUAUGUCUCCCUAUGCCAUUCCGAGCGAAAUAAGGCCACGUUUUGUGC